GACGGGGAGAGGGGCGGUUUGGAAGCACAGAGGGACCGACGGAUCCUCCCUCCCCCAGAGCGCCUGUUCCGCUGCCGUUUCACCACCUCCCGCGCCUCGCGCCGGCCCAGCGCCGGCAGGAAGCUGGUCCUGCUCCGGGGCCGCUUCCAGGCUCCCCCCGGACCCCCCGGAGCCUCCCCGGGGCUCUUCGUCGCCUUCUGUGCCCCCCUGGACCCCCCGCCCUGGCCCUGCCCCGACUGCCUCCUCCUGCCCGCCUUCCAGAGCCGCCACGCCCGGGACCUCGCCCUGCUCGACAUCUCCGACAGCGUCCUGAUCCACCUGGGAUACGGGCGGGGGGAGCUCCUGGGCCGCUCCUGGUACCGCCUCCUGCACCCCGAGGACCUCGGCCACGUCGCCCGCCAGCACCUGCGCCUCGCGGGCGCGGGGCCGGAGGCGCGGGGGGAGCUGGUGACGCGGCUGCAGCGCAAGGACGGGCUGGGCUGGACGUGGGUCUACGCCCGCCUGCGCCCCGAGGGCCCGGCCCUGCUCGCCCACAACUUCGUCAUCAGCGAGGCCGAGGCCUGGUGUCUGCGGCAGCAACUGGCGGCCGAGGCCCCCCCGGGACCCCCCGAGCCCUUCGGCCCCGGACUCGACUUCCCCGGUGCCGACCUCGGAGCGGGCGGGGACCUCGGAACCGGGCCCGGUGUCGGAUCCGGCGUCGACCUGAGCGUCGGAUCCGGGCUCGGAGAUGACGUCGGAGCGAACGUCGGCGUCGGCGUCAGCCUUGGCCUCGGGGUCAGCGUCGGGUGUGGCCUCGGAGCCGACGUCGGACACGGCCUCGGAGCUGCUCUCGGGGCUGACGUGGACCCCGGGCUUGGAGCUGGUGUUGGGCCCGGUCUUGGAGCCAACAUGGGACCCGGGCUCGGAGCCGCCAUCGGGCACGGCCUCGGAGGCAACGCCGGGGCCAACGUUGACCCUGGGCUCGGGGCCGGUGUCGGACCGACCGUUGGACACGGUCUUGGAGACGCCGUCGGACACAGUCUCAGCUCUGACGUCAGCCUUGGUGUGGGAACCGGCAUCAGAGUGGACGUCGGCCUCGGGGUCGCCACCAGCACCGAUGUUGGUCCCACCCUCGGGGCCGAUAUUGGAGCCGCCCUCGGAGCCGGUGCUGGAGAUGACGUCGGAACCGCGCUCCAAGCCACCAGCGCGGCAGAGGUCGGGCCCGGCAUUGGAGCCGGCGUCGCGCUCAGCGUCGGGGCCAACAUCGGGCCCGGCCUCGGGGGCGGCGUCAGAGCCAGCGUCGGGCUCGGCAUUGGGGCCGUCGGCCCCACUCUGCCCUCUGAUGUCAGCGCCGGCGUCGGACUCACCGUCGGUGCCGGCGCCGGGGCCGGAGUCGGCGCCGGGGUUGGACUCGGCCUUGGAGCUGCUCUUGGAGCCAACGUUGCCUCCACUCUUCCAUCUGGUGUUGGGCCUGGCGUUGGACUUGCCGUCGGAGCUGCCGUUGGAGCCAAUGUUGGCUCUGGUCUUGGAUCUGGUGUUGGACUUGCCGUCGGAGCCGGUGUUGGAUCCAGUCUUGGAUCUGGUGUUGGACUUGCUGUCGGAGCUGGCGUUGGUUCCAAUCUUGGAUCCAGUGUUGGACUUGCUGUUGGAGCCGGUGUUGGCUCCGGUCUUGGAUCUGGUGUUGGACUUGCCGUUGGAGCCGGUGUUGGCUCCGGUCUUGGAUCCGGAGUUGGACUUGCCGUCGGAGCCAUUGGUGCUGCUCUUGGAUCCGAUCUGGACAUUGGACUUGGCGUCGGAGCCACCGUUGGUGCUACAAUCACGUCUGAUGUCGGCCCCGCCAUCGGGCUCGGCCUCGGAGCCAACGUGGGUUCCGCCAUCGGCUCCGCCCCCACAUCGGACGUCGGUGCCGGCGUCGGACUCUCCGCUGGAGCCGCCGGCGGCUCCGGGCUCGGAUCUACCCUUGGAUUUGCCGUCGGAGCCGCGCUCGGAGCCAACGUUUGCCCCGGGCUCGGGCCCGACGUUGGUGCCGGCGUCGACUCCGCUCUUGGCGACGCCGGCAUCGGACUCGGAGCCAACGUCGGGUCCGGCGUCGGAUCCACCCUCGGACUCGGUGCCGGAGCCGCCGUCGGAGCCUCCUCCGCCCUCGGUUCCGCCCUCGCCCUCGGCACCGGCGUCGACCCGACCCUCGGACCCGGCCUCGGCCUCGGCGCCGACGUCGGCACCGCCCUGGGCACCGGCCUCGCCCUCGGCGCCAACCUGGGCCCCGGCGUCCGCCUGGCGCCGGGCCUGGGGGUCCCCGAGACCCCCGGGGGGGCC
Messenger RNA from Neopelma chrysocephalum (saffron-crested tyrant-manakin), 2295 nucleotides. RefSeq names its product fibroin heavy chain-like. NCBI's taxonomy places the organism in Eukaryota, Metazoa, Chordata, Aves, Passeriformes, Pipridae. The transcript is spliced from 5 exons. Gene Ontology annotation, molecular function: protein binding; DNA-binding transcription factor activity, RNA polymerase II-specific; RNA polymerase II transcription regulatory region sequence-specific DNA binding. The record is from RefSeq and is a predicted model, not a curated record. Gene Ontology annotation, biological process: regulation of transcription by RNA polymerase II. The annotation marks the transcript as partial.